CCUGUCCCGUCCGCCUCACUCUGGUUAUUCCCAUAAAACUAAGCAAAGGGGCCUGACUAGGGGCAGUUCUCAGUAAGUCCUUGCAGUUACACUGCAGUUCGGAAACAAUAGUUUAUGAAUCAGCGCCUUCUGGUAGAAAACUUUCUGUGCUUGCCAUUUUCAUCAUUGAGAGAGAUACAUAUGUUUGGAGAGUUUUCAAUUUAGGAUACUAUGCUUAUUUUAUUGGUCAUAUUAUUGCUGGGAAUCAAUCGCCAAAAAUAUAUUUUGUAGCCGCACAAAUGUAAUAGAGGCGCUGUCUUUUUUUUUAGAGUCUUUUCCCUCAGUUACUUGGAAACUACAGUCGUUCGUAUUCGAAUUUUUGAUGGUCUAUCGGAAGGAAAAGAUGGAUAAACAGUGAGUCGGUGAAGAUCAGGUCUAAGAAAAGUAACAAAAAGGGGAGCCCUACAAACUCCAAGGUGCCGCCAGUGUGCUAUGAAAUAAUCACCUUGAAAACUAAGAAAAAGAAGAUGGCUGCUGAGAUAUUUCCCACUAGGAAACCGACCAGCACCACCACUGUCCAGAACUAUCAUCAGCAAAAUCUGAAUAACAAUAACGCUGUCCCGGCUCCUAACUGGCAAGGGCUGUACCCCACCAUCCGAGAGAGGUAUGUGAAAGGGAGACCUCCCCGAAAUGCAGUGAUGUUUAACAAUGACUUGAUGGCAGAUGUUCAUUUUGUGGUUGGUCCACCUGGGGGGACACAGCGGUUGCCAGGACACCGAUAUGUCUUGGCCGUUGGAAGCUCUGUGUUUCAUGCCAUGUUUUAUGGAGAGCUUGCAGAGGACAAGGAUGAAAUCAGAAUCCCUGAUGUGGAACCUGCUGCCUUUCUUGCUAUGCUGAAGUACAUAUAUUGUGAUGAGAUUGAUCUGGGUGCUGAUACAGUGCUGGCCACCUUAUAUGCUGCUAAGAAGUACAUUGUCCCCCACCUGGCACGUGCCUGUGUCAACUUCCUGGAGACCAGCUUGAGUGCCAAGAACGCCUGUGUGCUGUUGUCACAGAGCUGCCUGUUCGAGGAGCCCGACCUGACCCAGCGUUGCUGGGAGGUGAUCGAUGCGCAAGCCGAGCUUGCUUUAAAAUCCGAGGGCUUCUGUGACAUUGAUUCCCAGACGCUGGAGAGCAUCCUCAAGAGGGAGACUCUCAACGCUAAAGAGAUUGUCGUCUUUGAAGCAGCACUCAAUUGGGCUGAGGUUGAAUGCCAAAGGCAGGAAAUGACUGUCACCAUUGACAACAAGCGCAAGGUGUUGGGCAAGGCUGUUUACCUGAUACGCAUCCCUACCAUGGCAUUGGAUGACUUUGCCAACGGAGCAGCCCAGUCGGGCGUCCUUACCCUCAAUGAGACCAACGAUAUCUUCCUUUGGUACACUGCUGCCAAGAAGCCAGACCUGGAGUUUGUGAGCAAGCCUAGGAAAGGCUUGGUUCCCCAACGCUGCCACCGUUUCCAGUCAUGCGCUUACCGUAGCAAUCAGUGGCGCUACAGGGGAAGGUGCGACAGUAUCCAGUUUGCCGUGGACAAGCGAGUGUUCAUUGCUGGCUUUGGACUGUAUGGCUCGAGUUGCGGUUCAGCAGAAUACAGCGCCAAGAUCGAACUCAAACGACAAGGGGUCAUCCUGGGCACAAGCUUGAGCAAAUAUUUCUCCGAUGGGUCGAGCAACACCUUCCCCGUCUGGUUUGAAUACCCAGUGCAGAUUGAGCCUGAUGCUUUUUAUACAGCAAGCGUGGUUCUCGAUGGGAAUGAACUGAGCUACUUUGGACAGGAAGGUAUGACAGAGGUACAGUGUGGGAAAGUGACCUUCCAGUUUCAGUGUUCCUCAGACAGCACCAAUGGAACAGGCGUGCAAGGCGGUCAGAUACCAGAGCUCAUAUUCUAUGCCUGAAGUUGAGCUCCAAACUACGUAACACUACAUUACUGCAUAAUGGCCAUAAAAUCUUUAUAUUAAUUAUUCAAAUUCCAAAAACAUGCAUGAAAUUACAUAUUCCUUUUUUUCUUUCUGUUUUUCUUGUAGCCUUUUAGAAAUGUAUUGUGGGCUGGACCUUAUGCAUGUAUAUAAUUUCAAUUUCUUGAAUCCUGAUAUAAAGUAGGCUAACUACUGUGUCAUAAAUAACUUUAAAAACAAACGGCAAGCCCCACUGAAUACUUGUCCACCUCAGUUAUAGAUGGUCACUGCUGUGACAUGAAUUAUAUACAGCUAACUAGCACUGGAUGUCUGUGAUAUAAAAAUGGUUUUGAGAUAUAUAUGAAUAUGAUAAACUAGUCAUUUAAUGUCUACUUUGUACAAAGUUUAGGAUUAUGUUUCAAACAAAGGUAGAAUACAUUGUGCACUUUCAUAUUUUCCAGCAUAUAAAUAAGCUUUCAAUAUAUCAUUACUACACACACUGGAUAAGAUGCCGGCCAUUUUGUUUUUCUGCAGGUUUCUGAUGUACUUUUAAUUGUGAUUCCUUUGUUUCUGUAUUUCUGGGAAAUUGAUCUAUGCCUAUUCACACAUCAUAACCAAUUAUAGGGUGUCCUCAGUGGCUUACCUUUUAAAAGCACUGCAGUUUGAAGUGAAUGGUGAGUCGAGCAUUGGUCAAAUCCCUCUUGUACCAAGUUGAUGAUAUUGGCUUGUGACCUACAUGGAUUGCUGCAUUGGCUUUCCAUAGCAUUAGGUAUGAUUGGGUUGGGCUAGCCUUACUACACUCCAGCGACCACUACUGGUCAAGCUUUCGACAAGUCCUGUCCAAGACUUCCCAGUCUGGGCCCUUGUCUACAGGUUUCAGUAGCUGGGUUAGAUCCAUUGCGAAGUUCAGUGGGUGAAAAGAGAUUUGCUUCACAGCAGCUGCAUUGAUAUUCAGUCCUCUUGAUCAGUAAGUGGAUAAAAUAUGUAAAACUCACUUUUUUCAGUUAGUAAUGAAGAACGUACACAGAUUUCAAAAUGCAUCUUAAAUUGGACGCUUCACGAUGUGUUAGUCAAGUCCUUGUGCAUAGCCAAUUUGGAAAAACGAUUUUCAUUUCAAAUCCUUCAUGCUUUAUGUGGUGAAAUAUACAGAUCCCUUUGACUGGUGAGGUGAGGAGUAGGUAUGCGUAGUGACUUGGUGAACAUUGUGUAAAUAAGCCGGCCAGUAAGUUACCUUAAUCUUUGGGUUUGCUGCUAGCAUGUACUGAUACCCAGAGGAAUUGCUCUCAGUUAAGAACAGAAAAGUACUGCUUCACUGCUUGAUUCCUGGCAUUUUGCCAUUUAAAUAAGUUCCAGUAUCUGCACCCGCUGUAAGAACUACAAUGGAACAAAUGAGUACAGACUCUUCCAUUUGUGAUUUUAACAAGAUUUUAUUCUAGCACUAACCUCAGUCAGCAUUGUGUGAAAGGAAUGUGUAUAUUUCCUAUAUCUGGAAGAGCCUUUAUGCUUCAACCUUUCAGUUUUUAUACUAAGAUAAACAUUUGACAAAUUAACCACAUUUGAUUCACAUUUUUCCCACGCAAAUAAAACCUUAUCACCAAAGGUGUUUGUGAUGAGUUGGCGUCAUGAUAACCAAUAACAAAUUAAUUGAACUGUGUGAAAUCCUUUAAAAUGUCAAUGUUUUUGCAUAGGCCAGCCGGCGUGAACCUGUGACAAGUGUUUUCAUGUUUGUAAAGCACGACCAUGUAACAGACUGCAGAAUAUAUCUAUAUCUAACUCCAUCAUUGUAUGUGGCAUUUAAGUUAUUUGAUAAAUAUCUUCAAAUGUGAUUUUAAAAAAAAACAAAAAAAACAUUUACAUUAAAAACACCUAUAAAAAUGCUGUUCAGAAUAUCAAACUGAACCGACAGUAGGGUCAUCCAGGAGAAAUAUAGUAUGAAUCAUUGUUAAGUGAUGCUUGUGAAACCAUUAAUUAGUGUAAAAUAAUAAUUCAAAUUAUUGACGCUGUGUCUUUUUUCAAUUUCACGCAUCGACUAGGGGGAAAAAUGUGUACUAGGGUCACAAACAAAUUCACAUUUUUUAUCAAUGAUUACGUUUUGGGUGUCUUGUAUUUACCCUGCACAACCCUGUAUGUUCUUAUGCAGACUGUUCAACAUAAGUUGUACGGAGGUAAAUGUUCUCAGUUUUGCAUAUAUUGCACUGAUUGUAGACCACCUGUUUUUAAAUAAAUAAAUAAACUUUUAGUUCUGCAACUUUUAGUUACGAAGGAAAUUAUUUAUGAAGUACCUCACAGUGAAUGUUACUGUACGUUAAGUGUUACAGUGCUAAUAGAUACAUAAUGUGUGUGAUAGUUGCAAAUAAAAAUAAAACUGGCCCUGUAAACCAUAAAAGAG
Molecule: messenger RNA, 4299 nt
Organism: Acipenser ruthenus (sterlet)
Lineage: Eukaryota; Metazoa; Chordata; Actinopteri; Acipenseriformes; Acipenseridae
Product: BTB/POZ domain-containing protein 3-like
Exons: 5
Coding region: 507-1910 (467 amino acids)
Biological process (GO): cerebral cortex development; dendrite morphogenesis; neurogenesis
Cellular component (GO): cytosol
Molecular function (GO): protein binding
Source: RefSeq, a predicted model, not a curated record